Molecule: messenger RNA, 2175 nt
Organism: Micromonas pusilla CCMP1545
Lineage: Eukaryota; Viridiplantae; Chlorophyta; Mamiellophyceae; Mamiellales; Mamiellaceae
Exons: 2
Coding region: 1-2097 (698 amino acids)
Cellular component (GO): cytoplasm
Molecular function (GO): ubiquitin-protein transferase inhibitor activity
Source: RefSeq, a predicted model, not a curated record
AUGGCGGCGCGCGCGAAGAAGGACGCGUUCGACGCCGCCGCGCUGCGCAGCGCGCUGUCCACGCCGAGCACCAUCUCGAGCGCGGGCGCGACGGACGUCAGCGGGCACUCUCGAUCCGCGGACUUCGUGGCCGCGUUCGAGACGAUCUCGGAUCUCGCGCGAGGGCGCUCGUCGUCCGACGCCGGGGUCGUCUUCGCGAGCGUGUGCGAGAUCCUCCUCGACGCGGAGCCGGCGUACCUGGACGACGUCGGGACCGACGUCCUCUCGCCGAUGAUACGCGCCGCGAACGCGGUCGGCACGCCGUCCGCGGAGGCGACGACGUGCGGCGCGGUGGCCGUCAUGGCGAACGCGUGCGGCGCGCGAGAUCUCUUCGUCCUCGUCCUGGAGCAGCUGCAGCUGCGUCUGCGAGGGAUCGACGCGCCGCCGGCGACGGUGUACGGCGGCGGAGGGCGGCGACGCGACGACGGCGACGGCGACGGCGUCGGCGACGACGACGACGACGACGACGACGACGACGACGACGACGGGUGCCCGAAGGACGGAUGGCGACUCGCCGGCGCGUUGGCGAGCGCGUUGGCGUCGAUGGUGCCGCGGCUGAAGACGCCGGGCGUGUUCGUCUCCGACGCGACGCCGCUGCUUCGCGCGCUGUGCGUGGCCGCGUGCGAUGACGCGAGGGAGCGCGAGGAGGAGGAGGAGGAGGAGGAGGAGGAGGAGGAGGAGAUUAACGGCGGCGGCGGUUCGUCGGUCGGCGGCGACGGCGACGGCGAAGGCGACGGCGACGAGAGACGGUGGGCGCCGGCGAGGGAGGCGCUGCGCGGCGUCGCCGCGUUCGUCGCCGCGGCGUCCGCGACGCUGGGUAAACGCCUCGCGACGGCGACGACCGCGGACGCGACGACCGCGGACGCCGCGGCGGCGACGCGCGACCUCGCGCUCUUCGCGGCGGCGACGCGACCGGAUCGCGACGACGCCUCUGCCUCUUCCGCGUCGCCGCCGCCGCCGUUCCUAGCGCACUUCGACGCGCUUUGCCGCGCCGCGGGCCUCGGUGCGAUCCCGUCGCGCGCGCCCGACGACGUCCUCCCGACGUCGCCGAGCCCUCCGACCGCGGUCGUCGUCGGAUGCGCGCUGGCGGCGGCGCGUUGGUUCGAACACGCGGACGCCGUGACGCCGCUCCCUCAGCCUCUCCCGAGCAGCUCGCCGAUCGACCACGAGACCGGGGCGUCGAUGUCGAUGAACGCGACGUGCGUGUGCGGGCUCGUGAACGCGCUGACGACGUCGUCGCUGCGCCCGUGGCAUUUCCCCGCGGGCGUGGCGUUGGCGGCGGCGGCGUUUCGGCGAACCGCGGCGGCGUACGUCGCGACGGCGGCGAACGAAACGCUCGCGUCUCCGGCGUCGUUCUCGGUGUUCGACGCGGAAAUUCUCGGGAAAACGCUCACGACGCUGACGUUAACGCUGACACACGUCCCGGACGCGGCGAUGCGCGAGCGCGCGCGGCUCGCGCUGUCGCGAGCGCUUAGCUCCGUCCCGCCGACGGCGCGGUUCGACGCGAUACAAAAAGUACUCCGGGCGACGCCGCCGCCGUCGCCGGCGGUGACCGCGCUGUUGCUCUCCCGCGUCAAGCGCGAAGCCGCCGCCGCGGGCGACGCCGCCGCGGGUAACACUCGCGACCUCCGCGACAACCCGUUCUCGAGCGCGGUCGCGGUGGAUCUCGUGACACGAGAGGUGACGACCGCGCUGCGCGACGCGACGCGCGGCGCGGCGGACCCCGCGGGCGCGGCGGACGUCGCCGUCGCGGGUCUCAACGCGUUGCGGUUCUUUCUCAUGCGCGGCGCGGCGAGGAGGGGUCCCGACGGCGACGGCGACGACGACGACGACGACGGCGGCGAGCGCGGCGACGGGGCGUGGGAGAGGCGGGAGGAGAUCGUGGACGCCGUCGUGCGACCGGCGUCGACGUGGGCGACGGCGGAGCUCGCGAGGCGGCGCGUGUGCGGCGGGGAGGGGGACGACGAGAUCGCCGUCGCGUCGUUGAUGGCGUUGCAGCAGGUCGAGUCCGUGGCGGGGUACGUCCUGGAGUUCGUAGAGCAGCAGACGUCGUCGUAGGGAAGUACUGUGCGCGUACUGUAGAGACUAGUAGCUAGGCGCGACGCGCGAAGAUCAGAGCAGAGUACACGUACAGUG